Molecule: messenger RNA, 999 nt
Organism: Nicotiana attenuata
Lineage: Eukaryota; Viridiplantae; Streptophyta; Magnoliopsida; Solanales; Solanaceae
Exons: 2
Coding region: 1-999 (332 amino acids)
Source: RefSeq, a predicted model, not a curated record
AUGGCUAGAGACAAGGAAGAUCAAAACACAACUGGUAGCAUGGAUCUGACUAGUCCGUUGUACAUGCACCCGUCGGAGAGUGCCAGAACAACGCUAGUUCCUGUUGUUUUCGACGGAACUGGGCAUAGGUCCUGGAGAAGAGGAGUCCUUAGGGCUUUGUCAGUAAAGAACAAAGUCGGAUUCAUCAAUGGAAAGUGUAAGAAACCUAAAAUUGAUGAAGUGACCUACGACCAGUGGGCUCGUUGCGAUGACAUGGUUACGUCCUGGAUUUUGAACUCACUCUCGGAGGAUCUAGCUGACAGCUUGCAAUAUGUCAACGACGCUAAGGAAUUGUGGCAGGAACUCGAGGAUAGGUAUGAUCAGACCAAUGGAGCGAAGUUGUAUCAACUACAGAAAGAAAUUAAUGACCUUAGCCAAGGCACUUUGGAUAUCACAGGAUAUUACACAAAAAUGAAACGACUUUGGGAAGAACUGAAUACCUUGAAUGCACAUGCACAGUGCAAUUGUCAAUGUAUUUGUGGUGCAAAAGCGAAUAUGCAAAAGGCUGAGCAGGAUCAUAAGCUAAUUCAGUUCCUAAUGGGCCUAAAUGAAGUCUACACAGUCGUGAGAGGCAUUAUAUUGAUGAUGAAUCCCUUGCCCAACAUAGCUCAAGACUUCUCUAUCCUAAUCCAGGAGGAAAAACAGAGAGAGAGGGGAGGUAAUACAGGGGAAAAUUCAUACAAUUCUAACAAAUCAGGCUAUCCAUCUGCUAGGACUCGGAUGUUCUGUGAUUAUUGCAAAAGGCCAGGACACACCAGGGACAUUUGCUAUAGAAUUCAUGGAUUUCCGCAAGACUUUAAAUUCACAAAGGGGAGAAAUGUUGCAUCUGCUGCAAAUGUUCAUGUAGAUUCUGAGGAAAUGGAAGGAGGAAAUCAAAGCCAGGGGCUUCAGAGCUUGACAAAGGAGCAGUACAAUCAAUUGCUUAACUUGCUGGAGAAAUUUCCUGGGAGAAACACAUGA